Messenger RNA from Xyrauchen texanus (razorback sucker), 3328 nucleotides. Its product is annotated as pre-B-cell leukemia transcription factor-interacting protein 1-like. NCBI's taxonomy places the organism in Eukaryota, Metazoa, Chordata, Actinopteri, Cypriniformes, Catostomidae. Bases 779 to 3199 code for a protein of 806 amino acids. The record is from RefSeq and is a predicted model, not a curated record. The transcript is spliced from 11 exons.
AAAAAAUGCAAUUAGAAACAGGAAGGCAAAGGGGUCCUUUAAGAGGGCUGGUGGCCAUCAAAGUCACAGGGCCCCAUUGAGAGGCCCUUGUAUAAGCUGUGGGGCCCAUAUAUUAAGCAUAUACAAACAUUUAUUUUCAAACGUGAUGGGCCGCCAGACCUUGCAGCCCAGGAAAGGCACCAAAAGUUUCCAACCAGAAACUAAAAUGGAUCAAUGCCUAUUCUCUUCUGUCCAAUAUAGCCUUUAUAGUGAAUUGAUAACAAAAGAACAUGUUGCAACACAAGGGUAACGUUUAUUUAGGGCAGUCCAGUUGUAGCAGACAGGCUUUUGGGAAGUCCCAACCGAUUUAGCUCUUUAUGUUGGGCAGACGUGUCAGUAAGCUGCUGGAGGACAACAUGCCCUGUCCCUAUAUAUAGUCCAUAUACAAGUCUUCGCUUUCCUCAAGUCAAUGAAAAGGCUGUUCGGAGGGAACACUUCACGUUUAGAUUGACACUCUCACCUGCGAUGGUCAGUCACAGCUGAAAUGAGCCUUCUUGCAGACACGACUCUCUAUUCCCAUUGGAUGCCGAAUGUUUGAGCGGAUCGGAGGGUUGCGCGUGGCCCAUUGGAGAGAAGAGCGCCACCAAACCAGAGACGCGAACCUCGGAAUUCCAUAAGUUGCGAAGUUCGCAAGACCGAGGCCGAAAGGAUAAACAGCACGGACGUAAUAAAGCGCGCGCAUCUCAACCGAGGCCGACUAAAGCACAGUAAGUGCUGUGCAGUGCCACAAGGGAUUGCAAUGUCUGAUAGCAGCACUGGGUCAUCCAGUAACAGUUGGUCUCUGCUCUCCCCAGAGGAGGUUGCUGAAGACCCUGCUGCACCAGGGGACGAUGGAACAGAAAGUCUGGGAGAUGCACCCAGUAUUUCCGAGGAAAUAGCAGGGAGCUCUGUAGAGGUGAGGUUAAAUGACCCUGAAACUCAAUUGGCGGAGACCAUAUUGUCAGAGGAGGGUCGACAGGUCAGUGCAUCGCUGCCGAUUUGCCAGGAAACAGCCCCCGAAUUCUUCAAAGAGAUGGCAGGAACUGACUUCGCUGGCUUUGAACUCGAUCCUGACAUCCAUGCUCCGAUCAUCCAUGACACUAUCACCAGUUCUCCCCCUGAUAGUGACCUUUUGGGUGCUGUUCCCUUCAACAUCGCUUCAGAAUCGGCCUUCCAAUUUUCAGAGGAGUCAACCUAUGAUGAACCUACUGAAGAAGACAUUACUGAUGCCUUUCCCAGCCAGCAUGUUCCCCUUCAAGAAGGCCCCACCCCUGAACCAGAGACCAAAAUCACAUCCACUCCUAUACCAUUCAGAGAACUAAGCCCCUCCCAGGAUGUCCCUGUCUCUGAACCUACCGUAGACAUAAGCCCCACCCCUGAAAUCAUUGAUUUGCCUGCAAUCCCUAUACUUGACAUUCAAGCUGAAGUAUAUGCCUCCCCUGAAAGCCCACCUCUGGCUGAUACAGGAUUUGGUUCCACAGCAGAAAGGCCUGCUCAUGACAGCCCUUAUCCAGAAACCAUUGGCUCCGUUGAAACUGAGGAGGAGCCUUCCAUCGAGAAAGAGGAAAUGGAGCUGCCAAAGAAAAUUCCUGAUGUUUUGAGAGAGCCAGAAUCUCUUGGCGCUGAAAUUCCAGUGGGCAGCUCAGUAGAAGGUGAUGGUCUAAGGCUCAGACACGUGCAGCCCACCAUAGUGCUCAAGAGAAGCUCUGACGAGGAGGAGGAUGAGGAAGAAGAGGAGUUUAUCCUGCCCGAGAAGAAAGAGGCAAAACCAGGUUUCUCUAUGAACCAACUGAUAUUUGCAGCAUUUGUGCUGCUCUGUCUUGGAUCCUUCUUUUUCUCCGGUUCUGUGGUUGACCAGUCUGGUGAUGAUUUUGAUGGUUCAGAAUUAAGUGACCAGGAACUCCUGGAUAAAUUUGCUCAAGAGAAUAAACAAAUUAAUAUAUUGGAGGCCCAGAUAGAGUCGCAGAAAAAUGAGCUGGACAGUGCUUUGAAAAUGGCUGCAGAUGCACAUAGCACUGAGAAAGGUGUACUUAAAAAUGAGAACACUAAAUUAAAAGAACAACUGUCUGAACUGCCCGGCCUGAAAGAAGAACUACAGACACUGAGAGCACGAGUUGCUGAACUCGCCAAACUUACAGCCAGCGCCAGUAGCCUCGACCGUCCCAGAGCCAGCGCCAGUAGCCUCGACCGUCCCAGAGCCAGCACCUGUAGCCAUGACCGUCCAAGAGCCAGCGCAUCCCGAGCCUCCCAGGGCUCCGUCUCUCGAGCCUCCCAGGGCUCCGCCUCUCGAGCCACCCGAGCCUCCCAGGGCACCGCCUCUCGAGCCUCCCAGGGCUCCGCCUCUCGAGCCUCCAAGGGCUACGCCUCUCGAGCCUCCCAGGGCUCCGCCUCUCGAGCCACCCGAGCCUCCAAGUGCUCCGCCUCCCAGGGCUCCGCCACCCGAGCCUCCCAGGGCUCCGCCUCUCGAGCCUCCCAGGGCUCCGCCUCUCGAGCCACCCGAGCCUCCCAGGGCUCCGCCUCUCGAGCCUCCCAGGGCUCCGCCUCUCGAGCCACCCAAGCCUUCCAGGGCUCCGCCUCUCGAGCCACCCGAGCCUCCCAGGGCUCCGCCUCUCGAGCCACCCGAGCCUCCCAGGGCUCCGCCUCCCAGGGCUCCGCCUCUCGAGCCUCCCAGGGCUCCGCCUCUCGAGCCACCCGAGCCUCCAAGUGCUCCGCCUCCCAGGGCUCCGCCUCUCGAGCCUCCCAGGGCUCCGCCUCUCGAGCCACCCGAGCCUCCCAGGGCUCCGCCUCUCGAGCCUCCCAGGGCUCCGCCUCUCGAGCCUCCCAGGGCUCCGCCUCUCCAGCCACCCGACCCUCCAAGUGCUCCGCCUCCCAGGGCUCCGCCACCCGAGCCUCCCAGGGCUCCGCCUCUCGAGCCACCCGAGCCUCCCAGGGCUCCGCCUCUCGAGCCUCCCAGGGCUCCGCCUCUCGAGCCACCCGAGCCUCCCAGGGCUCCGCCUCUCGAGCCACCCGAGCCUCCCAGGGCUCCGCCUCUCGAGCCACCCGAGCCUCCCAGGGCUCCGCCUCUCGAGCCUCCCAGGGCUCCGCCUCUCGAGCCUCCCAGGGCUCCGCCUCUCAAGCCACCCGAGCCUCCCAGGGCUCCGCCUCUCGAGCCACCCGAGCCUCCCAGGGCUCCGCCUCUUGAGCCUCCCAGGGCUCCGCCUCUCGAGCCACCCGACCCUCCAAGUGCUCAGCCUCCCAGGGCUCCGCCACCCGAGCCUCCCAUGGGUCCGCCUCUCGAGCCACCCGAGCCUCCCAGGGCUCCGCCUCUCAA